Molecule: messenger RNA, 930 nt
Organism: Maniola jurtina (meadow brown)
Lineage: Eukaryota; Metazoa; Arthropoda; Insecta; Lepidoptera; Nymphalidae
Exons: 3
Coding region: 103-792 (229 amino acids)
Source: RefSeq, a predicted model, not a curated record
UCAAGGGCAAAGGAUUAAUCUGUGGUCCAUAAUAUUGAUUUUUAUUUUUUGUUGAAGGCGAUUAUACUUUGUAAAUUCCGACUAUCAUUUUUGCAAGUGAAAAUGAGUGAAUAUAAAAACAACACCGAAGCAUUAUCUCAAUAUCUCCAGUCAAUGGUCAAACUGGAGGAGCUUCAAAAAAUGACUGAGGAUCUGGAUAAGGAACUAGAAGACUCCCAGAGGUUGAUGUUGGAGAUCAAAAGUAUUUUCAGCAAUAUUCCAAACGGGGAAAAUCGGGCGCCGCUUAACGUCGAGUUGAGACGGGAGCAAUUGGCACAAUUUCUUGCUGCGGAUGGGCCUCGGCUGUUAAUGCCCGAUAUGGUAGAAGAGGUUAACGUAGACAUCGAAGCGGAAUUAACAGGUUUAAAAAAGGAGGCGGAAGAGUUAAAAAAAAAUAUCGCCGCGCCCCCAGAAAAUCAAUAUGAGCGUUCUGAUAGGCGAAAUGAGAAUUUAAAUUUGGAACAGUAUGCCGCGAGCUUGGAUGAGUUCUCAAAGCGUUUGGCGAGUAUUAAAUUAAAUAAAGCAAAUGGUAGCAACAGAAAUACAGUAUUAGAAAUGAAGUUGGCCCAAUUAUGUGAGGAUGUCAAUAAUUUAACACAGGUGGUACAGACUAAGACAAAACUGGCAAAGGCAAACAACAAAGGGAUGGCAAACCAGUUGGACAAUAGCACUGCCAUGCUCUAUGAUAAUCUGAUCAAUAAAUUGAUUAGCAGCGUCAAUGAAACAACAUACUUAUUACAAAAUAGAACUUAAGAUGGUUUUCUUGUAUUCCUAAACAUGUACUGAAUGUCUGUAUUUUAAUGUGUAGGCUAUAUUACUGUAUACUUGUAUUUCUAAGAUUUAUCUAAUUCUUUUAUUAUUGAUGUAAAAUAAACAACAGUCAGCUGUAUA